AUGAAGCGGCCACUGAGCCCAUCCCCCUCAAGUGAAAAGGAGCCCCCCACAACUGCAGCAUCUGAGUGUCCCCCUCACUCUCCAGAAUCAUCGAAGCCUAAGCGGGAAAGGAAGCAACCUUCCUACACACUCUGCGAUGUCUGCAACAUCCAGCUGAACUCUGCUGCCCAGGCCCAGGUGCAUUGUGGGGGACGCGCCCACCAGCGGAGGCUUCGGCAGCUCAGCCUGGGCAAGACCUCCACAGGGCCAGCAGGCCCCGCCUCCAGCGCCCCCAGCCCCCUGCUGGCCUCCCUGACCCUGCCCACCCGGCCUCUGCAAACCCCGUUGGACUUCAAGCACUUGCUGGCCUUUCACCUCAAUGGCACCACCCCGCUCAGUCUCUUCCCCAACUUCAGCACGAUGGACCCAGUCCAGAAAGCUGUCAUCAGCCACACGUUUGGGGUCCCCUCCCCUCUGAAGAAGAAGCUGUUCAUCUCCUGUAACAUCUGUCACCUGAGGUUCAACUCAGCGAACCAGGCUGAAGCUCAUUACAAGGGCCACAGACAUGCCAGAAAACUCAAGGCUGUAGAAGCUGCCAAGAGCAAGCAGAAGCCUCGAAACCUGACCCCAAAUGGAACAGUGGCGUCUUCAGCCUCACCUCCAGCCAAUGGAGGCCCCCGAAGCCCACAGAGCAAAGAUCCUGCAUCCCCUCCUCUUGGCCCUUCACUUCAGCUAUCACCGACCCCAGACGCAUCAGCCAGAGAGCUAGCCCACUCAGACCACUUGGAUGCUGCUGCUUCCUCUUCCUCUUCUUCCUCUUCCUGCCCACCCUGCUCCCUGGAUCUUGGCACAGAAGCCCAAGGGCCUGAGCCAGGAGAAGUGGCUGUGGGAAGUGGAGUGAAUGGGGAAGGCAGGAGCGAAAAGGGGUGCCUCUACUGCCCUACAUGUAAAGUGACAGUAAACUCGGCCUCCCAGCUUCAGGCUCACAACACAGGAGCUAAGCACCGAUGGAUGGUGGAAGGCCAACAAGGGGCUCCCCGAAGGGGCCGGGGACGCCCUGUGUCCCGGGUAGGAGCUGGACACAAGACAAAGAGAGUGACAGGAAAUCGUGGGGGCCGGCAGGGACCUAGCCCUCCUUUCCACUGUGCUCUCUGCCAGCUCCAGGUCAAUUCAGAGACCCAACUCAAGCAGCAUAUGAGCAGCCGGAGGCACAAAGACCGCCUGGCUGGGAAGCCCCCCAAGCCCUCCAGCCAGCACAGCAAACUGCAGAAACAGGCAGCACUGGCUGUGAGUGUCCUCAAGUCUAAAUUGGCCUUGCAGAAGCAACUCACCAAGACACUGGCAGCCCGCUUCCUGCCCAGCCCUCUGCCCACCACAGCUGCUGCCAUCUGUGCCCUGCCCGGGCCCCUGGCCCUCCGGCCUGCUGCAACAGCAGCUGCUACCCUCUUCCCAGCUCCUGUCCUGGGCCCAGCUCUGUUCCGUACUCCAGCAGGAGCUGUCCGUCCUACUGCGGGACCCAUCCUUUUUGCUCCCUAUUAGUGGUCCCA
Molecule: messenger RNA, 1526 nt
Organism: Cricetulus griseus (Chinese hamster)
Lineage: Eukaryota; Metazoa; Chordata; Mammalia; Rodentia; Cricetidae
Source: RefSeq, a predicted model, not a curated record